Trichosurus vulpecula (common brushtail) is the source of this 930-nucleotide messenger RNA. RefSeq names its product olfactory receptor 14A2-like. Bases 1 to 930 code for a protein of 309 amino acids. Gene Ontology annotation, molecular function: G protein-coupled receptor activity; odorant binding; olfactory receptor activity. Gene Ontology annotation, biological process: G protein-coupled receptor signaling pathway. The transcript has a single exon. NCBI's taxonomy places the organism in Eukaryota, Metazoa, Chordata, Mammalia, Diprotodontia, Phalangeridae. Gene Ontology annotation, cellular component: membrane. The record is from RefSeq and is a predicted model, not a curated record.
AUGGCCAACCUCACCAUGGUGACAGGAUUCCUCCUGAUAAGCUUUUCCAACACCUGGGAACUACAGGUCUUACAUGCCAUACUCUUCUUACUCAUCUAUCUGGUGGCUUUGAUGGGGAACCUGCUCAUCUUCACCCUCAUCUCUCUGGAUGUCCAUCUCCACUCCCCCAUGUACUUCUUCCUGAAGAACCUGUCCUUUUUAGAUCUUUGCUUUAUUUCUACCACACUGCCUAAAUGUAUCAGAAAUUCCCUGAGCCAUAGUCAUUCCAUUUCUUUCUUAGGGUGUCUAUUACAGUUCUUUUUAGUAAUUUUCUUUGCAGAAUCAGAGCUUUCUCUCCUCACAAUGAUGUCCUAUGAUCGCUAUGUGGCUAUCUGUCAGCCCCUGCACUAUGAAGUCAUCAUGACCAAAGAGAUUUGUGUGAAGAUGGCAAUUGUUUCCUGGCUCAGUGGAGGUUUGUUAGGGGCUCUCUACUCAGCUAGUAUAUUCACCUUGCCUUUCUGUAGCUCCAAAGAGAUCCACCAGUUCUUCUGUGAUGUCCCUGCCUUACUCAGGAUCUCCUGCUCUGAGAGACACACUGUAGUUGAUUUCACUAUGGCUUUUGGGUUUGGUUUGGGAAUUUUAUGUUUUAUUUAUAUCACAAUAUCUUACAGCUACAUCUUCUCAACUGUACUGAAGAUUCCAACCACAGAGGGUAGGUCAAAAGCCUUCUCCACUUGCCUGCCCCAUCUCAUUGUUCUCAUGGUUUUUAUCACAACAGGUGCCAUUGCUUAUCUAAAGCCACCCCAGGAAUCUGACUCAGUUCUAGAUCUGUUGUUGUCUAUAAUUUAUACAGUGGUGCCCCCAACCCUGAACCCUUUCAUUUAUAGCCUAAGGAACAGGGACAUCGAAACUUCUCUGAGGAAGCUAAUAGCCUGGAAAUACCUCUCAUAG